GGUCCUGCCCCCUCCCAGGCUCAAUCUAUCCUUCCACAUCAGCCACCCCUGACCCUGUCUACCCCUGCCCCGGAGUAGCUGGGACUACAGGUGGUUAUGCCACCAUGCCCAGCUAAUUUUUGUAUUUUUUGUAGAGACAUGGUUUCACCAUGUUGCCUAUGAUGGUCUUGAACUUUCUGGCCUCAAGCGAUCCGCCCACUUUAGCCUUCCAAAGUGCUGGGAUUACAGGUGUGAACCACUGCACCUGGCUUUAUUUUUCAACUCCUGUUACUUCAUUUAUGGCAUUAACUUGUAAAUUUGUCACUAACCCACAAUCUUUCCCUGGGCUCAAGACCCAUAUAUACCACUCGUUACCUUAAAAUUCAUGUGUCCCCAACUGAACUUGCGUUGGAUAGUAUUAAAUAGGACUUGUAUUACCCAGUUUAUCUUAGAUUCUGCAUUUGAAUUUGUAACCCCAGGGAAAUGGCCCUUUCCUACAUCUCCAGCCCUUUUUAAUGUCUAUGCACAGGAGGCUGAGGCGGGAGGAUUGCUUAAACCCGGGAGGCAGAGGUGGGUGGAUCCCUUGAGGAUAGGAGUUCGAGGCUGCAAUGAGCCGUGAUAACGCCAGCGCACUCCAACCUGAGCGACAGUUUAUUUAUGAUAAAUAAAUAAACAUACCUAAAUAAAAACCAGCCAAAAUGGUAUCGUUUUCCCUUCGUGGCUUUGUAGCCCCAAUAUCUGGCGCUUUCCACCAUUCCUUGGCAAACAGAACAACCAGAGAGCAUAAAAGUCGGGUCUAAGCCAGGAACUCUCGCGAAUCGCUUCUAACGCAUACCCUAUUUAAAUUUUGUAUUACGCUACUCAGGAGGUUGACAAACAGCCUUUUCGGGAAUGGGACUCGAACUCGUAAGCCACGGCUGUUCCUCCAUUUCCCGCCUCAGCUGGAUGACUGAGAGGGAUCUCCGGGAUUAAAGAACAACGACCGCAGGCGAGGGCGCGAGUAAGGUGCGCGCGCUGGGUAGGGGGAGGGGCCUGGAGCGUGCCGAACCGGAUCGAGGGGGUGGGGGCGAGCUCUCUCGCGAGAGUGGGUUUGUUCUUGGGCUGCAGCAGCUGCCGCCACCUCUCGCCAGCGCCGUUGCUGCGGGGGAUUGUGGGAGCCUCGGCGUCCCGCUCGCUGGGAGAGAGGUACCUCUCCUUUUCCCUCUCCCUUUCCCUAAGGUAGGCGUGAAGCGGGUAAGAGUCGGGGUGGGGUGGCUGGGGGCUCUCCUUGUCCGCCGGGAGGGGACAACGACGGCGACAGGGGCUGCGGGGAGCCGGCGGCGCGCCUUUCUUGCUCGCUCCCGCUCUGCCUCCCUCCGCGUUGCGUAUGUGAGCCGCCUGAUCGGCGGCCGCCAUGUUAGGAGCGCAGUGGCGGCGCAACCAGCCUUCUAGGGCGGCGGAGGAGUGGAGUCAACAUAUCAAUGGAGCAAGUCACAGUCGUCGAUGCCAGCUUCUUCUUGAAAUCUACCCAGAAUGGAAUCCUGACAAUGAUACAGGACACACAAUGGGUGAUCCAUUCAUGUUGCAGCAGUCUACAAAUCCAGCACCAGGAAUUCUGGGACCUCCACCUCCCUCGUUUCAUCUUGGGGGACCAGCAGUUGGACCAAGAGGAAAUCUGGGUGCUGGAAAUGGAAACCUGCAAGGACCUAGACACAUGCAGAAAGGCAGAGUGGAAACUAGCAGAGUUGUUCACAUCAUGGAUUUUCAACGAGGGAAAAACUUGAGAUACCAGCUAUUACAGCUGGUAGAACCAUUUGGAGUCAUCUCAAAUCAUCUGAUUCUAAAUAAAAUUAAUGAGGCAUUUAUUGAAAUGGCAACCACAGAGGAUGCUCAGGCUGCAGUGGAUUAUUACACAACCACACCAGCGUUAGUAUUUGGCAAGCCAGUGAGAGUUCAUUUAUCCCAGAAGUAUAAAAGAAUAAAGAAACCUGAAGGAAAGCCAGAUCAGAAGUUUGAUCAAAAGCAAGAGCUUGGACGUGUGAUACAUCUCAGCAAUUUGCCCCAUUCUGGCUAUUCUGAUAGUGCUGUUCUCAAGCUUGCUGAGCCUUAUGGGAAGAUAAAGAAUUACAUAUUGAUGAGGAUGAAAAGUCAGGCUUUUAUUGAGAUGGAGACAAGAGAAGAUGCAAUGGCCAUGGUUGACCAUUGUUUGAAAAAAGCCCUUUGGUUUCAGGGGAGAUGUGUGAAGGUUGACCUGUCUGAGAAAUAUAAAAAACUGGUUCUGAGGAUUCCAAACAGAGGCAUUGAUUUACUGAAAAAAGAUAAAUCCCGAAAAAGAUCUUACUCUCCAGAUGGCAAAGAAUCUCCAAGUGAUAAGAAAUCCAAAACUGAUGGUUCCCAGAAGACUGAAAGUUCAACCGAAGGUAAAGAACAAGAAGAGAAGUCCGGUGAAGAUGGUGAGAAAGACACAAAGGAUGACCAGACAGAGCAGGAACCUAAUAUGCUUCUUGAAUCUGAAGAUGAGCUACUUGUAGAUGAAGAAGAAGCAGCAGCACUGCUAGAAAGUGGCAGUUCAGUGGGAGACGAGACCGAUCUUGCUAAUUUAGGUGAUGUGGCUUCUGAUGGGAAAAAGGAACCUUCAGAUAAAGCUGUGAAAAAAGAUGCAAGUGCUUCAGCAGCAGCAAAGAAAAAGCUUAAAAAGCGUCGUUUUCCAGGGAGUAUGGAAGGUUUUGUCACUCUAGAUGAGGUUGGUGAUGAGGAAGAUUCGGAACUUCAGAAACUUCGUAAAUCGGGCAUGGCAUUUAAAUCUGGUGACAAAAAUGAUGAUGGUUUGGUUGAAAUUAAGGUGGACAAGAUCGAGGAACUUGAUCAAGAGAACGAAGCAGCGUUGGAAAAUGGAAUUAAAAAUGAGGAAAACACAGAACCAGGUGCUGAAUCUGCUGAGAACGCUGAUGAUCCGAACAAAGAUACAAGUGAAAACGCAGAUGGUCAAAGUGAUGAGAACAAGGAGGACUAUACAAUCCCAGAUGAGUAUAGAAUUGGACCAUAUCAGCCCAAUGUACCUGUUGGUAUAGACUAUGUGAUACCUAAAACAGGGUUUUACUGUAAGCUGUGUUCACUCUUUUAUACAAAUGAAGAAGUUGCAAAGAAUACUCAUUGCAGCAGCCUUCCUCAUUAUCAGAAAUUAAAGAAAUUUCUGAAUAAAUUGGCAGAAGAACGCAGACAGAAGAAGGAAACUUAAGAUGUGCAAGGAGAUUUAAUGAUUUCAAAGAAAAUAAUGGUUCUUUGUUUUUAAUGUUAACCUUUUUUAAAUACAAUACUGAUAGUUAGAAGAAAACUAUUGUACUCUUUUGUUUUAGUGGAGAAAUAAUAGAUGUCCAUGUGUUAAGUGUUAUAGCAAAAAAAAAUACAUAUAUGGUUAAGUUAAUGAAUAGUUUUUGUUUUAUCAGAAUGGCAACGGACAGAAGUACUUUGUAGAGAGAUUGACUUCCUGAGCUACUUAAAACAACUUGCACCACUAAGAAAAAAAUGUAGAACCAUUUGGAAAAAUGAAAUUUAGUAGUUCCAAGUUUCAAAGAAAUGUCAACAUUUUAUUCCAUUCAAUAAAGAACAAAACCAAUAGUAUUUUUAUUACUUUCAUCUGAAACAUUCCAUGUUUUAAUCUGAGCCUUGCAGACUUUCAUUUGGAGUUUGAACCCGUUUUGGUUGCAUUUCAUUUUUGGAGAACUUCAUUAACGUGAGAUUGGCAAUUGAAAUGCAGGUGCAGUUUUCUGUUAAUGUCAUGCUGUUGUUUAGGUAAUAAGAAAUAUUAAGUAAUUGGCUUUAGAUUUUGUAAUUUUUUCCCUGAGUUCCUGCUAGAUUUCGUAUUCUAGUAGUCGACGUAUUUUCAGUGAAAUGUAAAAAUAUUCCCGUUCUCUUUGACCAGUAUUAAUUUUUGAGAUCUUACUGCUUGUCACUUGAAUCCCGUAAUUGUCAUAUAUCUCUGGUAUAAGCAACAUUUGAUUUUUGAAGUGUGUAGACCAUCUCUUCAUAUUUUCAAGAUGUAAUUUUACAUUUAUGCAUUUUUAAAAGUUUGGCCAUAAUCCUAGAUGCACGCUUCUAAUUCAUGUACCUGCACAUGUGACCUUUGUGAACAGAAAUUUGCAUGUAUAAUUUGUGUUUACUUGUAACUUUCUGGUUAUAUACUGCUUAUAUCUGUGGAUUCAAGUUACUGAAGUGAAUACCAAUAAAGAGAAAACCCCCUAGGCCAUGUUAAUUGGUUAUACAUGUUUGGAAUGUUAACCAA
Molecule: messenger RNA, 4240 nt
Organism: Pongo pygmaeus (Bornean orangutan)
Lineage: Eukaryota; Metazoa; Chordata; Mammalia; Primates; Hominidae
Gene: MATR3
Product: matrin 3
Exons: 15
Coding region: 1373-3196 (607 amino acids)
Cellular component (GO): nucleus
Molecular function (GO): RNA binding; zinc ion binding
Source: RefSeq, a predicted model, not a curated record